Messenger RNA from Hipposideros armiger (great roundleaf bat), 5837 nucleotides. It is a transcript of the gene ZBED3, whose product is annotated as zinc finger BED-type containing 3. Gene Ontology annotation, molecular function: DNA binding. NCBI's taxonomy places the organism in Eukaryota, Metazoa, Chordata, Mammalia, Chiroptera, Hipposideridae. The transcript is spliced from 3 exons. Gene Ontology annotation, biological process: regulation of transcription by RNA polymerase II. The coding region runs from base 245 to 937 and encodes 230 amino acids. The record is from RefSeq and is a predicted model, not a curated record.
UCAACGCGGCCGGCGUGAGGCCGGGGCUCCCAGAGGCCCCGUUGGGGGGUCGCGGUGAGAGGGAGGGGGAUGGCAAAGUAGGCUUGGGGACCAGCCCCGGGCCUCGGGGACCGCAGCACUGCUGAUGGUCUUCAGAACUCAGGGAUCAUGCUACAGCGUUUCUACCUGAGAAUUUGGGUUGGCUGGAAAUGCUGAGGCCCUCAGGAUAUGGCCCACCAUCUAAUUUAAAGACGCCGCAGAGAGGAUGAGGAGCGAUGAGCUGGCAGUGACCAUGGAAGAGACCCGUGGGCCUGACGAUGCUGAAGCGCAGGGCGGCCCGUGUCCGGGCCUGGCGCCAGCGCCUCCCGGCCGCCUGGGGGCGCCAUACUCCGAAGCCUGGGGGUAUUUUCACCUGGCCCCCGCACGCCCGGGACAGGCGUCGGGCCACUGGGCCACCUGCCGGCUGUGCGGCGAGCAGGUGAGCCGCGGCCCGGGCUUCCACGCUUGCACCCCGGCGCUGUGGAGGCACCUGAAGAGCGUGCACCGGCGGGAGCUGGAGAAGAGCGCCGCCGGCCGCUCGCCGCCGCCCGCCCCCGGCCCCGCUGUGGCCGCAUCGGCGGCCGCCGAGGGCGACUGGGCGCGCCUGCUGGAGCAGAUGGGCGCGCUGGCCGUACGUGGAAGCCUGCGCGAGCGCGAGCUGGCGCGGCGCGAGGCGGCGGUGGAGCAGGGCGAGCGCGCCCUGGAGCGGAGGCGCAGGGCCCUGCAGGAGGAGGAGCGCGCGGCGGCCCUGGUGCGGCGGGAGCUGCAGGCCGAGAGGGAGGCGCUGCAGGCGCGGCUGCGGGAAGUGACCCGACGUGAAGACGCCUUGGCCUUGGCCGCUGUCCCGCUGCAGACUGCGCUCAAAGAGGAGCCCGAGGGGGAGAGGGACGGCUACAUCAUCACGAAAGUCUUGCUGUAGGUUUUGGCCGCUCCCACAACCCCUUGCCAGCGCUACUUCAGGUGUGGCCCGUGUACCAGCGGCUUCAGCCUCACCUGGAAGCUGAAUCCCAAGCACUGCCUCUUGCUAAAUUGGAAGCGUCCAUAUGGGGCCUUGAAAAAAACACUUCGGAAGCCGGAACACAACCAAAAAUCACUCCCACUCUGCAGUCACCUGGGGUGCCUGGGGCGCAAGCUCCAGCGGCCUGCUCUGCUGUUGGCGGUUAGUGGGCAUCUGUGCAGGGGGCGGUUUUCCUCUGAUUGCCUUUGGCAAUGAGCACUCCAGCAGCCCCUUGAACCUAGAUGACUCGGAGCCAUGUACCUAGUGACUCUGAAAGGGCAGAAACUUCCUUACACACCAAAGAUUACCACACCAUGUGCCUGAACACCAGCCAUGGCAACCCUGGGUAGAGGGCCCAUGGAAACGAGGAUAAAGCCUUUUACCCAAAAAAGAGUUUUACUCAUUUCCUAAUGAGUAAAUCUUCAAUGAGCCGUCUUUGCCCAGCACCAAGUUCUGAAAAGCGGGCCACUUAGUUUCCACGACUGCUUUUUACCCUCAUCAUCUCUAGUGCCUCAGCAGGACAAACAGGAGAACCCGUUUACUCCCCUCCCAGCUUGCACCACAAUCUGGCCUCAGCCGUCUUCCUUCCAGUUUCAGACCCAGUGGAAGCUGUGGUCAGUCUCCGCACUUAAUGCCUCACAGUUGCCUCCUAUUAGCAAAACAUGACCUCGUCCUUCAUUGCUAGGAAGGGCUCUUCCUUCCCUUCCUGUCUCUACAGUUUUCACUUCUGGGUCAAAGCAGGCACCCCCCUAUCAGAGACAACCUCCUUCUCCUCCUGUGUUCAUCCAUUCCUUGCCCACCUCCACUGGGUCUUUGCUUGAGUACUUCCUUUCCUCUGUCUUAUUCCCUCCCUUUCCCCAGACUUCCUCUUCCUUAGAAAUGCCCGGCCUCCCAGUAUCCCCAGCCUGGAAGCUCUCAAGCGAACCACCAUCCAAGGAGGAUCAGGUAGUCCUUGCUGCCUAUACUUCCUCCCCAUUCUUGACUCCUUCACUCCAUGCUCAGUUUUCCAUGCUACACUGGAUUCUUAAGAAGCCUCUACAAUCUUCCAGUGGCCAAAUAUGACGGUUUAUUUUCAGCCUUCAUUUUGCUUAAUCUCUCGUUUGUUGAAAUUUCUCCUUUGGUAGAUGGAACUUGGCUUUCCUCCAGAGAAUGCCUUUUCCUAUGUACACUGGUUCCCAAAUGAUUAUUCUUCAGGCCUAUUUUUUUCUUAUUUUUUAUAUAUUGAAAAAUUUCAAGCAACCAGAAAAAGUUGAAAGGCUAGUAAAUGAAUCCCCAUAUAUACCCUCCACCUACAUUGAACAAUUAACAUUUUUUUCAUAUUUACGUUUUCUUCCCACCACUCCAUCCAUAGGGAUGACAUUUCAUCCCUAAGUGUUUCAGCAUGCAUCUCCUAAGAAUAUUUCAUUGUUUUACAUGAUUACAAUGCAAUUAUACCUAAGAAUAUAAACAAUUUCCUAAUACCCUCUAAUGUAGAGUUCUUAAUCAAAAUUCCUCAGUUGUCCCAAGAAUCUUUUUAUCUUUAAAAACAGGGUCCAAUCAAAGUUAUAUUACUUUUUACUAUAAUCCUUUAGAACAGCCCCCCUCACUAUUUUUUUCCCAUGACACUUGUUGAAGAGUCCCAGCCAUCUGUCUUAUGAUGUCCUCUAUCUGUAUUUGUCUGAUUGUUUCCUUAGGCCAAUUUCUGCACUUAUCUACCUGUACAGCUGCAAUCACCUCUGUGCCAGCGACUCCUGAAUACUUCCAGCCUUGAGUGUUCUCCCCUCCACCCCCAAUGUCUGUCCUUCAUGUCCAAUCUUCUGAUGAGUUUCUACCUCAUCCUGUCACUACUGAUGGGACAAAUCUUCAACUCUACAUCACCACCCCUAAUCUUUACUGGACUCUUAAAAUGUAUCAGAUACAUAUACACUUUACAUGUAUUAUCUCACUUUCUAAUAGUAGCUCCAUGGGGAGGCAUUACUAUGCACAUUUUACAGCUAAGGAAACUGACAGGAGUUAAGUAGCUUGUACAAGAUCACAGCUGGUAAAUAUUGAGUUGAGAUACAAAUCCAGUCUCUACCUCCAGGUGCCAGGCUCGUAGCUGCUGUACUGUCUCCCUUGUUAGUCACCUGGCUGACACCUGUUUCCUUCCUAACUCCAAUUUCAGGUAGAACCUUCAAUGAUAUUAACACACUAAGCAUUCACCAUGUGCCAAGGCCAUGGUAAAUGCUUUACAAGAAUAACUGCCUACCACACAACAACCUCAUAAUGUUAAGUGCUCUUAUACUCAUGUUGUAGAGGAAGAGACAGGCUCAGGGGAGCUAAAUGUCUUCAGGGUCACACAACUACUAAGAGGCAAAGUGGGACUUGAACUCCAGUGUCACUAAAUCCUAGGCCCCUCAUCUACUGAGUCUAUUUCUACAAAAUAUCACACCUGUCUUCCUACAGAUGCCACCUGUCAAGCGCAGGCCCCAUCUUAUCCUUCAUCUAGGGUUCAUCUUCCCAUCUUUGUUUGCCCCCACUGUCCCCUACCUGACACUCAGCCAAAAGAAAUUGUCCUGUGCCAAGGUUGAGUGUAUCACUUUUCCUGCUCAAAAGUCCCCCAUCUACAAGCUUUUACUUUGUGGCCUAACAUCCAAGUCCCCCCGCCCUGGGGCUGGUCUUAGUUGUCCCUCCCUAUAUAUGCUGUAUUCUCCAGCCAGUUUAGACUCCUUGUUCUUCCUGACAUGCCCUGGGCUUGGCUGGCGCCUCUAUGCCUCCCAUCCACUUAAAAAUUCCCUUCAAUCUCUGAGUAUGAAAAAUCCACUCAUUUUUCUAAGACCAUGCCCAAAUUUGACUCCCUGCAUGAAGCUUUCCUUGGUUCCUCCUCGUUUAUAGACAUGAUCACUUACUUCUCUGGACUCACAGCGUUUUGUAUCUGACAACUUAGAACAGGCCAUCUAGCAUAUGGCUAUGUGAGUUCUUGUCUCAUCUCUCUUGCCAAACCUUAAGGCCUUGGGGUUAGGGAUGGAGUUCACUCAUCCUUCUACUCCUGCAAUGCCUUGCAUAUAACUGCUUAAUAAAUAUUUGAGGCACCAAACACACUCAAUGUGUUUAAGAUUUUUACAAGUUAGUUGUCUCAUAAUCAUUAAUAUAACUAUUCAUUUAUCUUUAAUCCUGAGUAGAAUUCAUAACAGAAAAAAUAGCCUGUAAGGAAAUUGCAGUAAUAAUUUUUCAAGCUGUUUAGUCAAUAAAGAUUUAAUAAGUAUCAGUUAUUGGACUGUUUGGAUUGAAUCCAAUCAACUACUCUAGCAUGUCAUUAUCAGGAAUGUUUUUCUUAAAAGUAUGUUUUUCAUUACACAAGUAACACAAAUGCAAUGCCCCAAUCUGAAGAACAGCAGGUAAAAAUAACCCCCCACAGUCCCAACACCUUGGUGACUAGUAAUAUUUUAAUGAAUUUUAUUUGUCUCUUUUGCAAUUUUAACAUUAAUAAUGUUAUCUCUCAAAUACUGACAUUUAACUUCAUGUGGAUUUAUAAGUUGGGCUAUAAGAUCUGAAUUUGCACAUUUUAGAAGAAAGAAACUUUUACAAAUGUUACUCUUCUAUUUCACCAAUUGUUAGAACCAUUAAAAUAAGCAAUGAUUUCCUUUUAGAAUCUUAACCGCCCCCUCAAGAAAGAUGGCUGUUGGGAGCCCAAAUAAUCUGUUCAGGGCCAGGGAGAACAGUUAGCUUGACUGAUGUGUGAGUGCUGGUUUGGGGAGUUAAGGGAAGACGUUACUUUCUGUUUUAUACAGUAUUGCAUUGUUGUAACUUUUUAUACCAAACAUGAAUUACUUUUAUAAUAAAAAAUUACUUUUUGCAAACGAAGAAACUUCACCAUCAGCAUUCAGCUUCCUUAGUUAAUUCAAAAUAAGCAAAACCUCAAACACAGGGGCUGACAUAAUCCCCACUUCCAGAAAAGCCUUGAAAUAAAUGUAGCCCUUGUCGAGUCCUGCUCCAUCAUUUGACAGGAGAAAAAUGAGUCCCAGAGUGACUUGUCCACUAUUGGGAGAUAGCGGCUUUGAUGACUCACAUGACGCCAGCCUCCUCAACAGAUAUCCCACCUCCUUGGCCUUCAGUGCUCUGCUAGCUCUCUUGGUGAAGCACAAGGGCUAUCAGGACCAACCAGCAGAGCUGGGAUCUCCAUUUGUGCUAAGUGGUGGGGAUUUGAGAGUGCACAGGUGGAUUCCCAGGAUUGCUUCAUCCUCUCUGGCUGUGGCACAGCCUGUUCACCGAGUUGUCACUACUGAUGGCUGACAGUGACACACCUCACCUAUAUCACUAGGGCUUCCUGGAUUUAUGUACCUGGAUUUGCUAAUAACAGCAGCACCCAGGUGCUGCAUCUGAGAGCAACACGUGCACUGCAGUAGCAAUGUGGAAGCUGGAAUUGGGAUGCAGUCUGCCCUGAAUCCAACUCCUGAACUGCCAUGAUGUAAAGUGAUCAGUCACUUCUUUAAGUUGAAAUUUGGCAGGGAGAAGGGUGUGUGCAUAAAGCAGGGUAAUGACCAAGCUUGAAACAGCUAAGGCCCUUUAGGCACCUAAGUUAUCAUCUCUGGUGGCUGAAGAAGAGAAGGGUUUGGCUUGGUUUGGGCUGGGUUUCUAAGGUUCCAAGUCUUCAGUGUUUCCAAAGGGAUUCAGAAAAACUGGGCUUUUGUUUUGUUUUGCUGCCAUGGACUUAUCAAGGAAUUCUAUUUCUAAAGGUUUGAACUUACUACCUUUCUACAACCUGAAUCUGUUCCUUUGUUGGGAAAAUGGAUGAGGGCUCAUUAAGGGCCGCUUUGACUCUAUUAUGUUGUUACUACCUGAAAUACAGCAAAACAUAUAUCCA